Messenger RNA from Fundulus heteroclitus (mummichog), 2334 nucleotides. RefSeq names its product family with sequence similarity 13 member A. The record is from RefSeq and is a predicted model, not a curated record. Lineage: Eukaryota; Metazoa; Chordata; Actinopteri; Cyprinodontiformes; Fundulidae.
ACGCUAAGGAUGAAGAUCCAGGAGUCGCCCGUCGCCUGUGACGCGGGGAGGAUCGGAGGCGGGGAGGUGCGCGCCUCGGAGCCGGACCGGGAGGACGUUCCCCGGCUGGACCUGACAGCUCUGACCGAGGACAGCAGCUGGGGAGAGCCCAUCCCGGCGUGCCCGCUGCAGAGGGAGAGCAUGGACCGCGAGGAGGCGCGGCUGUCGCCCCACGCCGGGGGACGCCUGAUCCGCCAGCUGGUGGAGGAGGACAGCGACCCGAUGGUGUCCCCCCGUUUCUACGCCUACGGACACAGCCAGCAGUACCUGGACGACCCGGAGGUGCCUCCUUCGCCGCCGAACGCGCACUCCUUCAUCAGUCGCAGACGAAGUUCAUCUCUGGGCUCCUGCGACGACGAGAGAGAGGAGUUGACCUCCGCCCAGCUGUCAAAGAGGAUCCACGUGCUGAAGAAGAAGAUCCAGAGGUUUGAGGAGAGGUUUGAAGACGAGAGGAAAUACAGGCCGUCCCACGGCGAUAAAGCUGCAAACCCAGAAGUGCUGAGAUGGCUCAACGAGCUGGCCAGGCUUCGCAAGGAGCUGAAGGAACGCAAGCUGCUGAAGUCCGAGGAGGACCUGCCGCCCGUGACGCGCCAGCGCAGCAACACGCUGCCCAAAAGCUUCGGCUCCCAGCUGGAGAAGAAGCUCCAGCAGGAGAAGGCGCCCAAGCCUCCGGUGGAGAGCACGCUGGAGGCCAUCUUGAAAAAGCUGCAAGAGAAGAGGGAGGAGAUGAACCGGCCCGAGGACAUCAAGGAUAUGACACGGGAGCAGAUCGGAGCAGAAAAGGUGGCCAUGCAGAAAGCCCUGCUCCACUACGAGAGCAUCCACGGCCGGCCUGUGACCAAGAGCGAGAGGCAGAUCAUGAAGCCGCUGUACGACCGUUACCGGCUGGUGAAGCAGAUCCUCUGCAGAGCCUCCACCAUCCCCGUCAUCGAGGAGGAGGACGGCUCGGAGGACGACGCAGACAUAAAGCCUCAGUUCACAGAGAACAUUCAGCCCGAGCUCGGCGUCUUCAGCUUCAUGGACGAGGAAGUCGACGGUUUCAUUUCCCCCGUGGACGACCUGUCCCCCUCAAAAACCACGGCGGACAUGGGGCUGUCCAACCUGCACUCGGCCACCAUGCAGGAACUCCUGGAGCAGCUUCAAGAGACGAGAGAAGAAAAGAAGCGGAUCCGCAAGAACCUCAAAGAGUUUGAGGACCAGUUCUUCAGACAGAACGGCAGAACCGUCCAGAAGGAGGACCGCUCCCCGCUCGCAGACGAGUACCACGAAUACAAACACGUGAAGGCCAAACUGCGACUGCUGGAAGUCCUCAUCAGCAAAAGAGACUCUACUAAGUUCAUCUGAGAUGAUAUCCAUUUAAAAAAAAUAAACUGCUAGGACUGGUGCUCAGUUUCCUGUGAUGCAAACAUCUCACUCUGUUGGAAUAAAGCGGGAACAAGACGCUGCUCUGGGAACAGACGAAGCCGGCCGCUCCUCCUGGGAAGACCUUCUCCGCCGGAGCGAGAUUCUUCUUCAGCCAAGGCGGCGCGCGCACAAAUAAACCUAAAUCACUGAUAAUUUAUUUCCAGCUAUAUAUUUUUUCUUAUGUUAAACUGUAGAAAAACCUUUUCAAAGUAAAAGCCUAAUAUUAUUAUUUAGGAGAAAAUAGUCGUGAAGAUUGUUGCUAUUUUUGAAGGACUUUGCGAUGAAGACGCGUAUUUAUGCAUAUUUUUCUAAGGGAGAUGUUACUGUUUGUAUCAGUUUCCACACAAAUUGAAUAGCUUCAGUUAUUUCAGUUCUGGCCACCAUUUAACCGUCUGAAAUGAUCUUUUUUUUUUUUUUUGCUUCUUUAGAAGUCGAAUCGAAUACUUGCUCACUAACAGAAAUGGAUUUGUCUUUCACUACGGCCCGAGUAGAGGCACUGAUCACUCAAACUGCUCGUUUCUGUGGCCACUUUUUAGCGUUUGGUGGGAAACCGUGUUCGCUUCUCACUUUAUGGCGGAUAAGCUGGUCUGUAGGUCACUGUGGGUUGUUUUUUUUUUUUUUCACAACGCUGUUCAAAGCAGACGAACGUGCAGGAGAGGACGUGGCCGCCCGUUUGUUUCUCUGUAAAUACGGAUCACCGAGUAUGUUUACGUUUCUGUGAGCGAGUCGUUUUAUCUCCUUUCUUUCUCCAAAAUGGAUGAUUACCUGUGUGAAUUUUGUUUUCACUUAGUGUAAACACUGGCCAGGCUUAACGAAUCCUGAGUGUGUACAUUUUAGUACAUAAAAUUGUAUUUUGUAUAUAAUAUGAAUUAAAUCAUAUUUUUACCGACA